Messenger RNA from Anguilla anguilla (European eel), 1706 nucleotides. It is a transcript of the gene oaz1b, whose product is annotated as ornithine decarboxylase antizyme 1b. The record is from RefSeq and is a predicted model, not a curated record. Gene Ontology annotation, cellular component: nucleus; cytoplasm. Gene Ontology annotation, biological process: positive regulation of protein catabolic process. Gene Ontology annotation, molecular function: ornithine decarboxylase inhibitor activity. NCBI's taxonomy places the organism in Eukaryota, Metazoa, Chordata, Actinopteri, Anguilliformes, Anguillidae.
GCCCCCACGUCGGCUUGUCUCCGUACCUCUAGCUGGCCCAACGGUAUCGCUUGUUUUGCUCUCGCUGCGUAUCCGCCGCUUGGAGUUUACAAUCUUCAGACUCAUUAGCUUCAUUCCUCAGCCACCAUUGCAGUGAGAAGUCAGUCCGUCGUUUCCCUCUCCGAGGCCGGAUGGUAAAAUCCAACCUCCAGCGCAUCCUGAAUAGUCAUUGCUUUGCUCGCGAAAAAGAAGGAAAACAACAGUAUCAUACUACCAUGGCUGCUUUAAGUAGUAGUAUUUGUGACAUGAUUGGCAACCUCUCUCUGCACUGUAGCAGUACCCGCGGUCCGGGGCCUCUGUGGUGCUCCGAUGCCCCUCUCCCACCCCUGAAGAUCCCAGGUGGGCGAGGGAAUGGUCAACGGGAUCACACUCCUUCAUCUCGGCCGCUGUACUCGGACAGGAAGCUCACGGUGACAGAGGAGCCUCCAGGGAGCGGGCGCCCCAGGAUCCUUCACUUUCAGAGUCGGCCUACUGUGUCACGGGUGAUCCACUGGGACGCAGUACUGAGCAACAACAACCUGUAUGUGGAGGUCCCAAGGGACACCCUCCCUGAGGGCAGCAAGGAGAGCUUUGCAGCCCUCCUGGAGUAUGCUGAGGAACAUCUGAAAGUUGUCAGUGUAUUUGCGUGCUUUUACAAGAACAGAGAAGACAGAGCUAAACUGCUGCGUACAUUCAGCUUUCUGGGCUUUGAGAUUGUGAAACCAGGCCACGCCCUUGUCCCACCACGACCCGAUGUUUUCUUCAUGGCCUACAACUUUGACAGGGAUUCGUCUGAUGAAGAUUAGUUCCAGCCACCCGGUCCACAGAACCAAACCCAAAACCCCAUAGUUCAGCCCUUCCUCUGCGACCCAAAUGCUUACAAGCUUCUAUGCUUUUGUGUUCCAAGGAAGCAUAUGGUUCUAGAUGUCAUUGUUAUUUACUUUCUGUUGCUAUUGCCCCUUAUGUUGCUGUUGUGUAUUACUUUUUUAUUUUUCAUUGUUAUUGGGCCCCUACCUGUGACCUCUUGAUUGGCUUCCUGAACAACUAUGAGCAUAUUGCAGUUCCCAUUGUAACAAUCAGUCAGUAAUCAAUCAGUAAUUGUUUUAGGUUGAAGGAUGAUGCUUCAUUUUCUUGAAUGUAUAAAAAAUGGUUGUACAUUAUAUUGGCUCUUGUUGGUUUAAAAUUUACAGGUGUUCUCCCUUCAGUUAUACAUUAGAAAAUACAAUGUAAGUUUUUCAGGCCCUUUAAAGUCUAAUAAAAUUGUUUUGUGUGGUAGCUGAUAAUUGCUUUUGUGCUACAGACUCCACUUCUUUCUCCAGAUCUAAUACGUGGUGCAUAAUUUUCCAAAUUAUUCCUCAGAAAUUAUGUCUUAAAUCAAGUGUGAAUACAAGCUUUGUAUGAAACUGCUUAGGCAGGUUAAAUUAGGAGGAAAAUAUAUGACUAGAGUAAAUUAUGGGUAUUGUAUAAGAUUGUUCAAACCCAAAUUUUUUUCUUUUUUGUGCAUGUAGUUUGUUAGAGUUGGGAUUGUUUGGAAUGGAAUUUUCUGCUGUCCACAUUGGGAUUCGGUCUUUCAUUGCCCCACAAUAUUUUGCCAUUCAGCAACAACAUAUAGUUUUGGUUUAUUGAUGUACACCUGCAUAGUGGUACCUUUUAUUGUGCAUCUGUGAUAAUAAAAAUUUGAAAUUACA